GGUGGUGUGGAAAUUAUAACAUGGUGGCUAUUCAUGGCUAGCUAAGGCGUCUUUGAUGUAAAGUUAGCAUCUCUCCAUUCCUCUCAAACCUCCCGAUCACAAGCCCAGAAGCUCGGCCCUGCAGUAGUCAGUAUUCCCCGCGGUCCCUGAAGCUAUGGCAGGCUCCAACUCGCAGCAAAGUCUCAACAAAAUAUGGGAGCUUACAAUGUACGAGUUGCAUCGCACGCCUCAUGACAUGGUGGCUGACACCUCUGCCAUAGCCGUGUCCCCGAGGGCCCUCCACUCUGAGCUCAUGUGCCCCAUCUGCCUGGACCUCAUGUCCAACACACAAACCACAAAAGAGUGUCUGCACAGAUUUUGCCAGGAGUGCAUCAUAACCGCACUGCGCAGUGGCAAUAAGGAGUGCCCAACUUGUCGCAAGAAACUAGUCUCCAAGCGAUCACUGCGACCUGACCCUAACUUUGAUGCUCUCAUUGCUAAGAUUUAUCCAGAGAGAGAAGAGUUAAAUGUACAGCAACAGGAGAAGUCAACUCCACGCAGGAUGCUGCAGCUCCACCAGAGGAAGCAUACGACUCCACCCCCUGAUGAUAAUAAUGAUGAUGACGAUGAGACACAACCACCUCCUGACAAGAGGAUCCGUCAAGAGUCUCCGUGCAGCGAACCCUCCACUCCCCCCUCAAUACACAACGAAUCUCUAGAUAGUGACGUACUGGAGAGAGAGGUGGAGCUUCAGUUGAGACCACACCCCUCACAUCCUGCUGCACUGGACCAUGCUAUUCGUAACCUGGUCACCUCUCCCCUGUGCACUGUGUCUCACCUGGCCAAGUACCUCUCCCUCUACCCCAUGCUGGACACAGACGUGCAGAGAAACAAAGGCUCAGCUGUGCGGUCACUAUCGUACACAGCUAUUGAGGAGGAGGUGGGCGAUGGGCGUGGUCAGUACUCGCUGUAUGUAGGGUGUGAGGAGGGAGACUAUAGUCACCUGGCUAGGGGAACAUCCCUCAAGCAAAUCAUGGACUUGCACUGGACUCCUGGGGACAAACUGAAGCUGUAUUUCACGAAAGAGGUGGAGCUGUGAAGUCAAUGACAACUGUAUUAUCUCUCAUUCUAUUAUUAGCUUCAAGAUUAUCAUAAUUAUUAUUAUUCAAAUUUUCAGCUUCCAUCCAGUGAAUUUUCAGAAUUAUGUCUUUGAUUUGUAGAUAAUAUUAUAUAUAGUUAUUAUUUGUGGAGUUCACUGCUUCUGUGUCUAAAGUUUGAGUGUACACUGAAAAACAUCAAAUUCUUGUAUUAUGUAACAAA
Molecule: messenger RNA, 1299 nt
Organism: Halichondria panicea
Lineage: Eukaryota; Metazoa; Porifera; Demospongiae; Suberitida; Halichondriidae
Product: E3 ubiquitin-protein ligase RING2-like
Exons: 9
Coding region: 155-1078 (307 amino acids)
Cellular component (GO): ubiquitin ligase complex; PcG protein complex
Molecular function (GO): chromatin binding; ubiquitin protein ligase activity
Source: RefSeq, a predicted model, not a curated record